This is a messenger RNA of Branchiostoma floridae (Florida lancelet), 1741 nucleotides long. RefSeq names its product tyrosine-protein kinase receptor Tie-1-like. Lineage: Eukaryota; Metazoa; Chordata; Leptocardii; Amphioxiformes; Branchiostomatidae. Gene Ontology annotation, biological process: positive regulation of kinase activity; multicellular organism development; protein phosphorylation. Gene Ontology annotation, cellular component: signaling receptor complex. The transcript is spliced from 10 exons. Gene Ontology annotation, molecular function: ATP binding; transmembrane receptor protein tyrosine kinase activity. The record is from RefSeq and is a predicted model, not a curated record. Bases 1 to 1194 code for a protein of 397 amino acids.
AUGUGGUCAGGAUCAAACCCAAUAUGUGUAGCUAUAGCAUCCACGGCUAUUACUCCAACAUCAGUUCCUUCAGCAAAAGAUCUGACAUCUGGACACAGCCGAGAGUACACCAACUCCCAACAGCAGACGGGUUCACCCUACUCUAUGUCCAUCAGGACACAUGGAUCUACCGGUGAAACACAGCAUCUUCAACAUAUUCCUUUGAAAGCUUUGGUAGUCAACAACAAGGAGCUGACUUGGGAGGACAUAUCUCUUACGUCCGAGCUGCUCGGAGCAGGACACUUCGGAGAAGUUCGCAAAGGAACAGUCAUUGUGAAUGGGGAAAUGAUUCCAUCAGCCAUCAAAAUACUAAAAUAUGGUGCAGAUGAUGCUAGCAGACAGGACUUCCAGCAAGAGGUGGACAUCAUGCGCCAUGUUGGAUAUCAUCCUUACAUCGUCAACCUGCUGGGGGUCUGUAUCUACCAAGGUCAACAGUACAUGGCCCUUGAAAUGGCAGAAAACGGUGAUCUGUUGAAGUUUUUGAGGAAUUCCCGGGUGCAGGACGUUGUAAGUCCAACUUACGUCAACAACCGGCCAAGAUUUGGCGGCACUUUGUCCACUCUUUCGCCCGUCCAGCUGUUGCGUAUUGCCUGUGACGUAGCUGGCGGAAUGGACCAUCUGUCUUCCAAGCAGGUGAUCCACCGUGACCUAGCAGCCAGGAAUGUCCUCCUCACAGACAGCCUGAUCGCUAAAGUAGCCGACUUUGGACUGUCACGUGGGGAGGGCAUCUAUGAACAAACGUCAAAGAGAGCCAUACCUUUCCGGUCCACGGCACUGGAGGCACUGGCUAGGAGGAUCUACACAACAAAAAGUGAUGUAUGGUCUUUCGGAAUUCUACUCUGGGAGAUCGUAACCAUUGGAGGAACCCCGUACCGUGGAAUGAAAUCCAGAACCAUACUGGGUCGGCUGCGAGAAGGCUACAGGCUGCCCAAACCAAGAAACUGUGAAGCAGACCUAUACCAGCUGAUGCUGUUCUGCUGGAAAACCCGUCCUGAGGACAGACCUUCAUUUGCUGACCUGGCUGAACAGAUAGAGAUCAUGAUUGAGGACAAACACAGCUACGUGAAUAUUGACAAAGGUGAUGAUUUUGAGUAUGAAGUUGUGGACUCAAGUGACAGUGAGGGUGAUUGCUUGAAUGAUGGAUUCAGACUGUAGCUUUGUAAGAUUCUCACUAAUUAUUUUUUGGUACAGUUACCUUAACACUUAUUAUAUUUACUCCUUUAUGCUAAACUAUAUUUACUCCUUUGUGCUCAUUGGUUUAGACUACAUCCUUAUUUUAGUGCCAUUGCAGUGACACGUUAUAUGAAAAUUUCAGUAUUCGAUUAGUGCAAGUAAGAUAUCGUAUACGUUUUCAUGUAGUGUGUUAGGAAGAAUAUUUCUAUUAAUAACGGAAAGCCAAAUAUUCUUUUUAAUAUUCUAUUCAAUAUUUCUUACUGAAAUCAAAGCAACCAUGUACCAGUCUACGAUGAGCUCUGCUGCCUGCUUUGAAAGCAAAGAGAACGAUACAGUUGUAUGCCUCGUUGCCCAUAUGCCAAGCUUGCAGCUGACUGUUGCAUGUGCAAUUGUCUGUCACAAAAAAAUAAAGGAGAGCUAGAAUAAAGUUGAGCUUACUGAAGCGCAGUUCUUAUACCUAUCUUCACAGAGAAAUCAGACGCUUUGUACAGAAUUUACAAGUACAUUGUAACGGGAAACUUCCCCAAGC